UUUAUUUUAAUGAAUAUGCUCCCAAAACUUUUAUCCCAAAAUUUUAGCCAAGUAUCAUGUGUGUAGCCAGAGUCGACCUAGUUAGAGUGAUGAAUAGUCAUGAGUUAUACAAGAUUGACAAUUAAGUAAUGACACGUUUUCAAUUAUAUCUUGGUCCACAAAAACCACACUGUCAUAUUGACUCUGUUAAAUGAGCUGUAGUCAACCAUAAUAUCAUUUUAAAGCUUCUAUCUCAUAACUUAAUAUAAAUAUAUAUCGUUGUUCAUGAAAAAAAAUUAUACUUUCACACGCCAUCCAUAACACAAAACUUAAAUUACCUCAUAUUUAGUAAGCCUCUUCUCCAAUUCUACUAGCAAACAACAAUGGACCGUAAUGCAAAUAGGUCAUCAUCAGACCCUCCAUUUGAAGAAACAUACAAGAACCUCUUCCUAAAACACAGCAUUAAACCACUCAUCACCACCCCCACCACCACCACUACUAUCGAAGAGCACGAUUUACCCCUAAUAGACUUAGGGCAGCUGGUGGCUGGCACGGCCAAAGAGAGAGAGCAAUGCAAGACAGCAAUCGCGGAAGCCUCUAGGGAGUGGGGGUUCUUCCAAGUGGUGAACCAUGGCAUAUCGCGCCAUAUCUUAGAGGAGAUGACCAAGGAACAAGUGAAGGUGUUUAGGGAACCAUUCAACAAGAAAAAAGAAGAUAAUUGUAUGAACUUAAGGCUAUCUCCUGGAAGUUACCGUUGGGGUUCUCCUACACCAAAUUGCUUGACACAAUUAUCUUGGUCUGAAGCCUUUCACAUUCCUAUGACUGAUAUUUGCAACACUGGUUCAACAAAUAUUGACAAUUGCAAUCCUCAAGUUAGCAAUUUAUGCUUAACAGUAAAACAAUUUGCCAUCACAGUUUCUGAAUUGGCGAAUAAAUUAACAAAUAUACUAGUAGAAAAAUUGGGGCAUGAAGAACUAACCUUUUUUGAGGACAAUUGUUUGCCAAAUACUUGCUACCUACGGAUGAAUAGAUACCCACCAUGCCCUAAAUAUUCCCAUGUCUUUGGAUUGAUGCCACACACAGACAGUGAUUUCCUCACAAUUUUAUACCAAGAUCAAGUUGGUGGAUUGCAGCUUGUUAAAGAUGGAAAAUGGAUUUCAGUUAAGCCUAAUCCAGAGGCUCUUAUUGUCAAUAUUGGCGAUCUAUUUCAGGCUUGGAGCAAUGGUGUGUACAACAGUGUGGUGCAUCGAGUUGUCGCUAAUCCAAGACUAGAGAGGUUUUCGACAGCGUAUUUCCUUUGUCCAUCUGGUGAUGCAAUCAUACAAAGUUUCAAGGAGCCUUCAAUCUAUAGGAAAUUUAGCUUUGGAGAGUAUAGACAACAAGUUCAACAAGAUGUUAAAGAAUAUGGUUAUAAGAUAGGACUUUCUCGCUUCCUUAUAUGCAACUAGUAAUAAUUUUCAUAUACAAAAGUAUAUAGAUUAAGGAGAUUAUAAGUUUUAUACGAA
Chenopodium quinoa (quinoa) is the source of this 1484-nucleotide messenger RNA. Its product is annotated as gibberellin 2-beta-dioxygenase 8-like. The record is from RefSeq and is a predicted model, not a curated record. Lineage: Eukaryota; Viridiplantae; Streptophyta; Magnoliopsida; Caryophyllales; Amaranthaceae. The coding region runs from base 363 to 1427 and encodes 354 amino acids. The transcript is spliced from 4 exons.